Suhomyces tanzawaensis NRRL Y-17324 is the source of this 1089-nucleotide messenger RNA. RefSeq names its product isocitrate dehydrogenase (NAD(+)) (gene IDH1). NCBI's taxonomy places the organism in Eukaryota, Fungi, Ascomycota, Pichiomycetes, Serinales, Debaryomycetaceae. Gene Ontology annotation, cellular component: mitochondrion. Gene Ontology annotation, molecular function: magnesium ion binding; NAD binding; isocitrate dehydrogenase (NAD+) activity. Gene Ontology annotation, biological process: tricarboxylic acid cycle; isocitrate metabolic process. The coding region runs from base 1 to 1089 and encodes 362 amino acids. The record is from RefSeq and is a predicted model, not a curated record. The transcript is spliced from 2 exons.
AUGUUGAGAUCUAUUAUUGCACAGAAGAGCGUCGUUCGUUCCUUAGCCACCUUCGCUUCCCCAGAAGCCGCUUUGCCAAAGAAGUACGGUGGUAAGUACACCGUCACCUUGAUCCCAGGUGACGGUAUCGGUCAGGAAAUCACCGACUCUGUCAGAACCAUCUUCAGAGACCAAAACGUGCCUAUUGAGUGGGAAGUGGUUGACGUGUCGGGAUUGGAAAACUCCGGCAAGAACGGUGUCGCCGAAGCCGUCGACUCGUUGAAGAGAAACAAGGUCGGUUUGAAGGGUAUCUUAUACACCCCCACUGGUGGUUCCGGUAAGUCCUUGAACGUUGCAUUGAGAAAGGAAUUGGACAUCUACGCCUCGUUGGUCUUGAUCAAGAACAUCCCAGGUGUCAAGUCCAGAUUGGACGGCAUUGACUUUGCCCUUGUCAGAGAAAACACCGAAGGUGAGUACUCUGGUUUGGAACACCAGUCCUACCCAGGUGUGGUUGAGUCGCUCAAGAUCAUGACCAGAUUCAAGUCGGAAAGAAUUGCCAAGUUCGCCUUCGACUUCGCUAAGAAGAACAACAGAAAGUUGGUCACUGCCAUCCACAAAGCCAACAUCAUGAAGUUGGGUGAUGGUUUGUUCAGAACCACCGUCAAGGACAUUGGUCAAGACUACCCAGGUAUCGAGGUCAACGACUUGAUUGUCGACAACGCCUCUAUGCAAGCCGUUGCCAAGCCACAACAGUUCGAUGUCUUGGUCACUCCAAACUUGUACGGUUCCAUUCUUUCCAACAUUGGUGCUGCUUUGAUCGGUGGUCCAGGUUUGGUUCCAGGUGCCAACUUCGGUAGAGAAUACGCCGUUUUCGAGCCAGGUUGUCGUCACGUUGGUUUGGACAUCAAGGGCCAAAACACUGCCAACCCAACCGCUAUGAUUUUGUCUGCCACCAUGUUGUUGAGACACUUGGGCUUGAACGACAACGCCGACAAGAUCUCCAAGGCCACCUACGACGUCAUUGCUGAAGGUAAGGUCAGAACCAAGGACAUUGGUGGUACUUCUUCCACCACCGAGUUCACCGACGCCAUCUUGUCCAAGUUGAACUAA